Messenger RNA from Zootoca vivipara (common lizard), 1260 nucleotides. It is a transcript of the gene TAC1, whose product is annotated as tachykinin precursor 1. NCBI's taxonomy places the organism in Eukaryota, Metazoa, Chordata, Lepidosauria, Squamata, Lacertidae. Gene Ontology annotation, biological process: tachykinin receptor signaling pathway. The record is from RefSeq and is a predicted model, not a curated record.
CUAAGGCAGAGGAAGCUCUCUGGCCCUCCCCACCGCCAGGAAUAUAAAGUGGAGAGGGUUGGCUUGGUGUGCAUUCAUCGAGCCCCACACUCAGGAAAGCAGCAGUCCUCUCACACUUCUCAGAACUUUUCAGCAGCCGUAGGGCGAGAGGAAGGGACGGCGGUUCGGGCUUUUCCUCGACGGCAUCCUCUCCACCUCCUGCCGUCCCCACCAAGGGUUCCUCGGGCUGCUCCUCGACGUGGAGGAAAGCGGGCGGCGGCGAUGAAAUUCCUGGCGGUUUUGACCGUGCUGUUCCUAGUCUCGGCUCAAGCCUUUGCGGAAGAGCUGGGAGACAACGAGGAGCUGAAUUACUGGUCGGACUGGUCCGAUGGCGACCAAAACAAGGAGGAGCUGCCUUUACCCUUUGAGCACUUCCUUCAGAGAAUUGCCCGGCGACCCAGACCUCAACAAUUCUACGGCUUAAUGGGCAAACGAGAUUCUGGAUACAGCCCUCUCUCCCAUAAAAGACAUAAAACAGAUUCAUUUGUUGGACUCAUGGGCAAAAGAUCUUUAGAUUCUGGAUCUUCUGAAUGGAAUGCAGCACAGAUGUACGAAAGGAGACGUAAAUGAGACUUCCCGGUCUGUUAUAUGUUGAGAUUUGUUCGUUUAAAUGGCCAAGUUAGUGUAAUAUGGAAGAGCCAUUGUAAGGAAUUAUUUAUUUAAGACUGGUCUUUUUUUUUAACGUUGUAAAUUUAAUUUUUUAAAAAAAAGAAAACCCACACAAUUAUUUCCCCCCACCCCUUCCUAUUGUGGCAUUGAUACAUACAGUAAACUGGUUGCGAAAGAUGGAUUCUACUAUGGCAACUCCGUACGGAAUAAAGAAAUCCGUGGUGUUCCACAACAAAGCACAUUGUUUGAUAUGUUCUGUGAAAGAGAUGUUCACCAAAUGUUUAAGAAAAAGUAGUAAAGAAAUAAUAAUAAUAAUAAACUUUUGUUAAUUUAUAGCAAUUGUAUCAGCUUCACUACCAACGCCAACUUGCUCUGGUGCCUAGUGCCUCAAUUUGUGUUCAUAGCCAAAGGGGGGGGGGAGAGAAUGUGCUGUAAUUUCUGUAGCUAAAAUAUAUUUGUAUCAUUGCAGCAUGUUGUUUUUUUGUUUGUUUGUUUGUUUCAUGCACACACAUAUAUUUUAAAAAGAGAGUGCUUUAAAUGUGAAUCUAGAAGUCUUCGUUUCAUUAUCUGGAUUUUACAGCAGCUAACACUUUAAAUAAAAGAAAAAUCUAC